Thamnophis elegans (Western terrestrial garter snake) is the source of this 5217-nucleotide messenger RNA. RefSeq names its product pleckstrin homology domain containing A1 (gene PLEKHA1). The transcript is spliced from 12 exons. The coding region runs from base 324 to 1544 and encodes 406 amino acids. The record is from RefSeq and is a predicted model, not a curated record. NCBI's taxonomy places the organism in Eukaryota, Metazoa, Chordata, Lepidosauria, Squamata, Natricidae. Gene Ontology annotation, molecular function: PDZ domain binding. Gene Ontology annotation, cellular component: cytoplasm; membrane.
GCAGGCGCACUGCUGCGAGGGAGGCCGUUCCUGUAGCUUAGCGAUGUCAUAAAGUUUUUUUUUUGAGGGGGAGGAAAGAGCGAAGCCGAAGCGCCUGUGAGGGAAAAGAGGGCGGGACGGCGCCGAGGACGGAGCGAAGCGGCAGCAGCGGCGGCGGCUCUGCUCGCGCCGGAGGCUUCGCGGCAACCAGGACCAGCUGGGCCGAAGCGGCUCUUCCCGCCCAUUUGCUGCGCCCCGCGGAGGAUCGCGCCGCUCCGGUGGAGGCGGAGAGGGGCUUUGCCGGGGGGAAAGAAACGGGCGAAGUGUAAUGUUCAGGUUCAGAAAUGCCUUAUGUGGAUCGUCAAAAUCGUAUUUGUGGUUUUUUAGAUAUUGAAGAAAAUGAAAACAGUGGUAAAUUUCUGCGGAGAUAUUUCAUACUGGAUACAAAAGAAGAUAAUUUGGUAUGGUAUAUGGAUAAUCCACAGAACCUCCCCUCCGGAUCUCCACCAGUUGGAUCCAUUAAGCUUACCUACAUUUCAAAGGUAAGUGAUGCAACUAAACUGAGGCCAAAGGCAGAAUUCUGCUUUGUUAUGAAUGCAGGAAUGAGGAAAUACUUUUUACAAGCCAAUGAUCAGCAAGAUUUAGUUGAAUGGGUGAAUGUCCUGAACAAAGCUACCAAAAUCACAGUACCAAAGCAGGCUGACUCAUUGUGUCAUACUGAUAAUACAUUGCGUCAUUCUGAAAAUUUGGGAAUAAGAAAACAGAUGUCUUACAGAACAGAAAUUGUUGGUGGUGUUCCCAUAACCACUCCUACUCAGAAAGAAGAGAGAAAUGAAUGUGGUGAAACUGAUAAAAGCUACUUGAAACGGUCCCAAAGCCAUCUUCCAUACUUUACUACUAAGUAUCCGCCAGACAAUCCAGUUAUCAAAACAGGUUAUUGUGUUAAACAGGGAGCAUUGAUGAAGAACUGGAAAAGAAGGUAUUUCCAACUUGAUGAAAACUCAAUUGGCUAUUUUAAAUCAGAACUGGAUAAGGAGCCUCUUCGGGUUAUACCACUGAAAGAAGUUCAUAAAGUCCAAGAAUGUAAACAAAGUGAUAUUAUGAUGAGAGACAAUCUUUUUGAAAUUGUAACAACUUCUCGAACAUUUUAUGUACAGGCCGAUAGCCCAGAAGACAUGCAUAGUUGGAUUAAAGCAAUUUCUGGUGCCAUAGUGGCCCAACGGGGACCUGGAAGAUCAGCAGCGUCCGAGCAUUCCAGCUGUUCAGAAUCCAGCGGUCCUUCAAAAACAGCAGCAGCCACCUCACAUUCCGCAACCACUCACGGCCCCACUUUGGUCCAAACCCUUAACAGCAAACCCCCUGUCUUGGAGAAGCGAAGAUUUCAUGAAUCUUUUACCACGGCCAAACCAGGGAGCUUCAAGAUCCAGGCUGUCCCUUCAAGAAACUCAACUUCCAAAGUGACUCUGCAGGCCCUAUUGGAACCUCAAAAUAAAAAUGGCACUCAGGAACCGGAUCCUGAUCCAGUGGAUCUCGAUGAUGCAAGCCUUCCAGUUAGUGAUGUGUAAUGAUGGGGAAGAGUCUGGAAAAUUAAGAAUUGCUUUGGUCCUUGAAUUUCCUUUCUCAGAACUUUUAGCCAAAGAUAGAAAGAACAAAACAUAGAAUGUUGCUUAUGUUCACCUUUGUGUAUGCAUACAUUCAAAAUUUUGUAUGUUUUAGUAGUUAUACGCUACCUUGCACUGUGUAUCAGAACGGACUUUUUGCUUUUUCUGUACCCUGAUGACAAAUCUUUUUGAUAGCAAGGGGCCGAAAUAUGAUACUUGAUCUAAAAGUUAUUUAAGCAAGGUACCAGCUGCUCUUCAUCAUCAGUUUGGCAAAACUGAAAAAAAAAAACCCUUCUUAAUGCUAUUUUUUAAAGCCAAUUUACAGCUUAAUGAUCUUGUAAUUCAGGCUAUCGUCAACCAAAUCGGAUUAUUUUCUAAAAAUACUGGCACAGUUUUGGGGGACAUCUAUGUAUACAGUGUUCUUUAAUUGUCAGGACUGCAGAGUGUAACAGUAGAGGCAAUGUAAUGCACUUUUCCUAUGCAAAGAGAUUUUUCAUGUUAGGAAUAUUUCAUGUUAAGAAUAUUAAGAAAAACAUCAUGCUGCAGUAUCUGAAAUGAGGUAUGUUUUCCUUACAAUGAAUGCUUAGAUUUGAGCAAUCUAUGUAUUCAAGGCACAAAAACUGCUCAUAACAAGUAUAAUAUUUGUUAAAGUACAAUAAGUGAGAAUCUCUAUGAGAAAAGAAAGCUUAUAAGAAAGGCCCAGAGAUUAUUUACGAUAAUCUAAAUGUGCUGACUUAAUUGGAGCUCCUGAUAAAUGCUUUGUAAAUCACUGCCCUUCCAUAGAAUCCAAAUCCUUUAGAAUUACAGAAAACUGGUGCUGUGAAAUUUACAUUACCAUAAUACAGCUAUUUUGAAUAUUAAGGCUAUUUUUGAUGCACUCCUAAAGGUAAAUUGUAACUUUUGCACAUUUGGAUAUUGAUGGACCACCAAAAUAAAGGUAUUAUGUACAUUUUUUAAAAAACUAGGGAACAUAAACUAUUAAAUCUUUUAAAGGUUUAAUGAAAAUAUUUUAUAAUGGGCUUUGCAGUAAUUAUUUAAAACUAUUGUUCCAAAUUUUGUUUUCUCUCGUGUGAUCUCCCCUCCCCCCCCCUUCAGUGAGUUGUAACUGGUUCCCAUUUUAUAUUUUGGUCAGUAAAAGACUGAACAAACUCUGCUUCAUGCUAUUAAUUGGUACUGAAUUAUUCCAUCAUGCAACUGUGGCCUGUAACUUCUGUGCACUGUAUUUAUUAAAAGUGCCUGUGGGUUAUUUCUUUAUGAUAUGUUAAAAGUUUGGGGGUUAGAUAGAUUUAUUUUUCUGGUUUUGAGCCUAGUUUGAUAUGGUUCAGCAUGUGUAUAAGGUGAAAUGCUUGUGCAAUUUCCAGCAUACUGGUGUCUGAGCUGUGCAUAAUGAUUUUCAAACUGGAUAUUUGUUCAGUUCCAGUGACAAUAAUAAUAGGCUUAAGAAGCUGAUGCUGGAUAGUUGAUCGAAAAGAGAAUGCACUAUUUUAUAGAUAGGUAGUGAAAAAAAAUCUGUUUAAUCAACAAAAAGCCCAAAGUUUCACAUGCUGCUGCUUUAUGCAAUUCAUAUUUCCCAUUGUAUAAUAUUUUGUGUAAGUUUUGCUUGACAAAUUAUAAAGAAUGAAUGGAGAUAUUUAAGGAAAAAAAUCCUCCACUAUUCUAGUGAAGUAAGCGUUCUUUUAUGUCUUAGUAGAGAAAGAGCCAAAAUUUUCAAAUUAGUUGAGUGGGAUGCUCCCUUAUAUUAAGAGUAGAAGUGUGCUGUUCCCUUCAAAUUUCCACUAAUAUCUUCUAAAAAGAUAGAAAGGGGGUGAUUCUACAACCCUCUCCAUUUCAGGAAGGAAAUACAGAUUUUUACUCAGCUGUAGACUGUACAUAUUGUCACAGCUUUUAAAAGAUUCCCUAAUUUUAAAAAAAAUAUUUGUUAUUUGCUGGGAGCAAGAAUCCUUUUAUUUAAUCUAUUAGAGAACUUCAGUUACACCAGUGGUUCUUAAAGGGGUCGGAGUGGGUGGAUGGUAAUUUUCCCCAAAUGGGGUAGUUGAGAGUAAUGAAGCAAAUUGUAAUUGCAUGUUUGUGAGUCAAGGAUGCAGUUUGGGACCGAAGCUGCCAAGAUGUCUGUGUAAAACAGUCUGGAAUUUUUUUUGAUGGGGAUAGUGACAUUAUGUGGAACAAGGAAGAGGAAUAAAACAAAAGAACCAUUAAGCAGUGACUAGCGCAUUCUUGCUUUUAUUUUAUUAGAUUUUUAUCCCACUUUUAUUACUUGUAUAAGUAACUCGAGGGGGUGAACAUCCCCAAUACUUCUGUCUCUUCCUCUUUUCCUCAACAACUAUGCUAAAUAGGUUGGGCUGAGAGAGAGACAGACUGGCCCAUACCUGCUUUCUGUGUGCCAUAUGUAUAAAAGAGGGUGUAUAAAGUAAUACUAGAAGUCCAAUUAUGUGUUUAUUUCCAUGUAUAUCCUAUUUUGUACACCCAACUCUUCUACAAUCAUGUGCUGGGUUGAUCUGCCUUUUGAAACGUGACAAUUUCAUUUGCAGUUCAUUUGUCUGUGCUAAUGCCUAACUGUUUGAUUUAUGGUCCUUUUAACUGCCUUUAACUAAAUGGUCUUUAGCUCCCAAAUUAAUUUCCCCAAAUAUAACUUCCCCUCAAAAUCUUGAUCUCAGGCUUUAUCUAAGAAGUGUUUAUAUUUGCAAGAAGACUCAUUUGGCACUUGUAAAAGAGAACAUUUUUGCCACCCUAUUUUGUUUUUGCACAUAAACUCAAAAGGCAUAGGUAUUUUGUAUCACUGACACAAACUGAAUCAGUCACUUUCCAGAUGUUCCAUUAAGUUUGUCUCCUAGGGGAAUUUUCACUGCUGUUCCCACUUAGCUACAAUUCUGUUUGUCAUCAAAUAAACAGGUUGGAUCGCAGAAUCCAGCUAUUUGAUUGUGGAAAUUUGCUGAAGAACUUGCCUUUCAAGAAUAUGUCUAUUCUAUUGUUAAAUAUACUAACUACAUUUAUAGAAAGUUAUGCGGAUCAAAUCUGUAGAUAUUAAAAAUUGAAAUAAAAAUGGACAAGGCCUAAAAAGAUAUUAGAAUGCCAAAUUUCCGUGAUGUUAUUUCAGAUUGCUCCAAUACAGCAGUACCUUUAUAUUUCUCAAUUAUAAGCUAAAUAUUUACAAGCAGUGUUUGUAAAUUACAUUUUAUUUGCCUUCUCAAUUACAUGUGAAUUAAGGUAUAUGUUCUGUUCAGUCGAAUUCAGGAGAAUACAUUUUAACUUGUAAUAGAUUUAGCAAAUGUAUGAAAGACCUUAUUUUUUACAAUAGGUAUUUUGUGGAAGAAACUGAGUUGUAUUGCCAUGCCUUGAUGUUGUGCUAGGUUUACUGGUUCUGGUACAAUUUCCACAUUGCAUGUUCAUUUUAUUCUUUGAAUAUUACCAGUUUUCAAUAGUGAAUUGUAAUCACAGCAGCAAUCUUAUGGAUUCCUUUAAAAUCAAACUGCUUAGGUAAUUCAAUAGUGUGGGGAAUGCUUGUGGUUGGCAAAUUGUCAGGGCUUUUAAUUUAACAGUACUUUUUUAUAUAAAAUUGAAGAAAAUUGUUAACUUAUUUGGAACCUGUGGUGUUUUCUGUAAAUGUCACACUUGUUAAUAAAUUGACAUAAAUAAUGAA